CGCUAGGCAAAGAGCAGCGACUUCACUUUCACAAGAGUCACGGCAGCCAGCCUCGACGACGACGGUGACAACGAUGACGGCAGUGCAAGUCUGGGGCCGGUGCUGCAACGGCGAAGUGGAGAUCAUCUACUACGAUGAGAAGUACCGUGAGCAGUCGAUGGACGUUUUGCGGAAGUCAUUUUUCCUCAAUGAAGCCGUUUGCAUUGGUUCGGAAGUGAAUCUCGACCCGCAAGCUCAACUUGACCUGGAACAGCUCUGUCUGGACGUGGGACGGAGUGGGACUUCCCUGAUCGCUAGACAUGUACCCAGCGAUCGAAUUGUGGGCGUUUCGUUCAACGUGCUGCAGACGCCAAGUGCACCGGGUGAGCUCAACUAUUUUGAAACGUUCCGCGACCAGCACUGCCUCUCGGAAAGUUCGAAGAAUCUCAUGCAGUACAUGAUCACGAUGGACGGCAAGGUGGACCUGUUUGAAAAGUUCAACAUCGACUGUCUGUUUGAAAUCAUGUUUCUGGCGACGCUUCCGGAAUUUGAAGGGAAAGGCAUCGGAUCAGCGCUGGUGUCUAGCUCGAUUGAGCUAGCCAAGCUGUUGAAGCAAGGUCAGGCAACGGAGAAUCUCCCGGAAGAUUCCAAGCACAAGCGACCGCAGUUGGUGUCUGCGCUGUUCACUUCGAGAAUUUCGCAGAGAGUUGGAACGAAAAACCAAUUCAAACAAAUCAACGAAGUUCCACAUUCGGAGUUUGUAUUUCGCGGUAAAUCUUACACCGAACGCAUCGGGCCCGAUCACCCCACAUCAAUACUGGUAGUGAGAGAAAUCUAAUGUGAUAAUUGUUGACACAUCCGGGCGGGCAACGGACGGACAAUGACCCAUGUGAUAUGGAGGCGACGUGUUAGUGUGUCAAAAGUGUGUGAAGCGCUUAUCUUGCAGAAUUAGGCACAAUGUGUGUCGUCACUGGACUGGGUGUGCGACUCAUGUAGCAACAAAAUCGGAGUUGAAUUGAUAUUCACUGUUUUCUUUAUUGAGAGUUAUUCGUGUUAAUUUUGAAAUGUACAAGUAAAGAACAACUAAUAAAGAUUGCAGAGCAGA
Aedes albopictus (Asian tiger mosquito) is the source of this 1084-nucleotide messenger RNA. RefSeq lists its product as uncharacterized. Lineage: Eukaryota; Metazoa; Arthropoda; Insecta; Diptera; Culicidae. Bases 74 to 817 code for a protein of 247 amino acids. The transcript is spliced from 2 exons. Gene Ontology annotation, molecular function: N-acetyltransferase activity. The record is from RefSeq and is a predicted model, not a curated record.